ACAGUGCCCCGCCCCCUCCAAUCGCAUUCUAAAUAGCGUGUAUGUUACAUCCAUUUGUUUGACAGUGUUAGAGCUGGAGGGCGGGAACGGCCGGAUGCGGUACGCGCGUGCAUGGGUACAGGGAUGCCACAUAGAUGGAUGAGACAGAGAGAGGGAGAGAGAGAGAGGUGUAUAAUACACAGCUAAUAUAGAUUAAUCUCUUCUGCUCUAAUUCACCAACGAGAUAAAAGCACAGCUCGAUAUUUCCUUCCCUCUCUCUCUCUCUCUCUCUCUCUCUCUGACACACUCUCUCCAUUACUUACUUACACACACACACACACACACACGCAUACACAGCUGCCAGCCUCUAUGCUUCCGUCCUCGCGCCAGCGGGUGGCCGCCUGGCUGCUCGCUCUGCCGGCAGGAAGAGGUGGAGGAGAGGAGUGCGCGCGCCGCGGCCGCCUGGAGAUGAUCUCGUUUUGGCUGCUGUGCUGGAAGCUGUUGCGAGCGACAGCUGGUUUGAGGAGGACAACACCGGAGCUAACGGACAGUAGCCACAACAGUUACGACAACCCUGCGGACGAUUCUCCCGCCACCGCGCAGCUGACAGACCCAGUUACCAUGGAGAUCAGCUCAUCUCCGCCGCACACGGACCUGGAAAGAGACAACUUGUUUAACUAUCACAGCCAGGAAGAGGAGGAGGCACUCCAUUACCCAGAGUUCACGGGGUCAGAUGAAGUUGUGGAGGGAGAGAAAGAUGAAAGACGAGAUGGAGACGAGUGCGACUAUCUCGUUUUUGCGAUAGGAGAGGACAAGGGAGGUGAAAGUGUGGAGGUAGAAGACGUAGAGAGAGAAGUGGAGGUGGAGGAGGAGGGAGAAGAUGGAGGAAGAGGAGAAACAGAAGGUGAGGAUGAACGGAGAGGAGAGAUAGAGGGAGAAGAAGGUAGAGGAGAAACGGAAGGGGAAGUUGAAGUGGGGAGAGAAUUUAAGCUGGAAGACGACGACAGAGGUAAAGUGGAGGGAGAAGAUGAGAGUAAAAUAGAUUGGGGGAGGAGAGAGAUAGAGGGAGAAGAUGAGGGGAGGGAAAACGUUGAGGGGGAAGAUGGAGAAAGUGUUGAAGGAGAGAAAGAAGACGCUCUGUCAGAGCUUCUCAUGUUAUCUGUCUCCGACAGUCCAGCGUGUCUGUUAUCAUCAGAGAUGCUCAUCAACACCUCACACUCCUCAGAACAGCCAAUGGCGGCCAUGGCGGUGACAGCGGCCAUUUUGCAAGCUGCCUCUGUUCAUGACGUUGGCAACAGAGACGACCUUAGUGACGGUCACCUUAGCGACUGCCUCCAGGCCGAGCUGGCUGUCGUGUACUCGGACAGCGAUGCUGAGAGAGACGACCAUUUGGCUCUGUCCGUGACGUCCGAGGUCGUCGACCACGAGGAAGCAGGUGAGUGUGAUGGAGGGAGCAAGGACGUAGAAGAGGAGAGGCGAGAGGAAGAAUUGGAAAAUGAAAGAGAGGAGAGGGGAAGCAGGGAUGGCGCUGAUGAGGACAACGAGCAGAUGAGGAGGUCCAAUCUCUUCCUGCGAUCUCCGUCUCCUAGCUCCACAGCGAGCUCCACGGAUCCCGACAGGAAGCUCCCUGCAGAUUUCUGCGUGCAGCAAGAGAUGUGCAGUGAGAACGUCUCCACUGAACACGUGGACUUCUUGUUGGCCCGACGGCAAUGGAAGAAAAUGGAGGAAGAGGUCAAAGGUCAGCCCAUCCCUAAACCUGUGCUCAGAGCUCAGGGAAGCUUCCAGGGAACCCACACUUCUCUGUACCCGCCGACCCGCAGCCCGCGACUCAAACACAGGGGCAGUAAUCCGCCAGUGACCACCACGGAGCCCUCGCUAGCCUCCACCCUGUCACCCAGCUCAGAGGACUCAGGCCUGGAUGACUCGCUGUACCGCUGCCCCCUGGAGGAGCCGGAGAGCGCUGUAGAGCGAGAGAUCCGACUGACUCUGGAGAGAGAAGAGCGGCACCGCAGAGAGAGGGGGAUGCUCGCACAGGGUCUGACUUUACCUAGACCGCCCACACUGCGAACAGGACGAUCUCCACCGCGACCUCCCGCCUGCCGGACACCCACUCUGUCCAUCUCCCCUUCUCCCUCCUGCUCCUCCUCCUCCUCCCUCCCUCGAUCCGUCUACCAUGAGAUGACGGCCAACAACGUCAUCAUCCUGGAGCCGGACUCUUCCAGCUCUUCCUCCAGGAACCGCCUCCUCCCUUCGUCAAUCGGAGCUCUCUCUGAAUGGCCGUCAAGCCUUGACGCAGUGCCCUCCGCCAACGUCAUCGUCGUGGAAACGUCCAAUUUGAUCAUCCGCAGCGCUUCAGAGUUCUGCCUGAGCUCCGCCACGCCCUCAACGGCCGAGACGCAGGAGAGUACCUUCACGUCCAAUCCCUUUUUCAAGCUGCGCUCGCUCAGCAGCCAGUCUCUGGUGGAGCAGGAGAUCAAGGUGGUGAGGCAGCGGGAGGAAGAGUGGAGGAGGCAGAGGGAGGACAUGUGGAGGAGGAGGAGAGAGGAGGAGUGGAGGAGAGGGAGAGAGAGGUACGACACCGUGCUGGUGUCUCCAGGCCUGACGGACAACGUCAGCUUCAAUGUGCCCGAGGUUCCAGACAGAUGUGUCUCCUCCCCUUCGUCCCCCUCCAGAACCCGCAAAAUGGAACGGUCCAGUUUGUCCUGUGACCACAAGUGGUUUAGCUGAAUCUUCCCACCUCCCUCCUUCCAGUUCCCCGCCUCCCUCUCUUCUGUGCCUCAACGACAGAACGCCAUGGCGCAGCGGUGGGAGGCCUCUCUUUUAGCCAAUCAGAAGAAGGAGUAAGGAAGAAGAUUUUAAACCCAAAAUGAAGAUCUACACCGUUUUUUUUCUUUUUAAAAGUCCUUACUUUGUCGUUAAAAGUCACACAUUCCGACGUCCACUGUGGUCAGAACCACAUGAGCAGCGACUUCACGGCGUCUGAUUCCUGUGUGCGAUGAUCACAGCAUGUUAAUGAGAAGAGGAGGAGAUUAAAUGCACUUUGUCUGAAGCUGUAAAAAAAUUGUAAAAAAAACAAUGGAACAUAAUGCCAUGUCAGACACUUUAAGUAGAGUAAAUAACAAUAACGAAUAAAAGUAUAGAAACUCAUAAAUGUCAGUACAAUAUUUGAUGUUUAUUUUAUUCUUUAUAAUGUAGUAUUUACAGCACUUUCAGCGUAUACACUGGCAAAAAAACGUAAUUAGGUUUAUUCAAACUAGUACAAUUAACAGAUUAUAUGAAUACAUAUCAUAUUACUUGUUAAUUUUUAGUUUGCAUCAACUUAAUUAACUUGAAAGUUAAAGUUAGCUUCACUUAAGUUUUUAAUAAACUUAAUUUGUGUUCAAUUGAAUUAUUUAUUAACUAUUUAUUGAUUUGUAUCAGUACGACUGACUGUAACGGAGAGAUUUAAUUUAUUUUAGCCUUCUUUAAAAGCAUGUUUAUUUUUAAAAAAUAUUGUAUCUAUGCAUCGGAGAAAUUUGAGAUAUGCUAUUUUCUUGUUUUUAAACAGGUGCCAAUCAGUGGAGAGUUUAAAACAAAUCACUGCCUUUAAUCAAAUUAAAUGAGCCAGUAAUUAUAUUUGCCACCUUUAAAAUUAUAAUAUGUCAUGAAUGGUUGCUACAGCACUUACUAAUGAAUCGGAAAUUCUAACUCUCUAAUGUAUCGUAAAGAUUUUUAAUUAAAUAUUUUUAUGUCCUUUUUUUGUCUUGAUUCCUAAAAAAAGAAAGAAAAGAAAAAGAGAUUUAUCGUAUUUUAUUUUUGCUGCGUAUAUUUAUGAAUUCAGCAGUGCUUAUGAAUCCUUAAAGGCCUUUAUUUGUAAACAAAAAAUGUUUAUAAUACAUUGUGUCAGAACGACGUAUUGAAACUAGAAUUAUGCCAUUGUUUGUUUUUAGGAGUGGAUUAAAGCUACAACAUUAGAAGGUUUUAGCAUAUUAUCUAUAUUUUCCUGUGAUUUCAUCACUCUACUAUGCUACUAAGUGUUGUUGUUUUUUCACCCCCCAUGUCUAUUUUUCAGUAAAACUUUCAUUUUAUGGUAGACUUAUUCACCAUUACCUGCUUCUUUAACAGCAUGCUUCCCGUAUUAGGAGCAUACCUGUUCUUUAUUAGUCACAAUAAAGCACUUAUUAAUAUUCUUUAAUAUAAAAUGAGUAGGACUUUACAUAGCAUAGUAUGUGAAUAAUAUAUUCCGUAAUACUAUUUAGUUAUUAUUAAAUUAUUUUGCCAGUAGGUGGGGAAAUGACUUUAAUUUGAUAUCUGUAUAUAUGUAGAUGGCAGGCAUGAAGUUUAGUGAAGAUUCGACCAUGUAUGGUUUUACGAGUUCGAGUAAUUUCGUGUUUAGCAUUAGCAUCGUGACGUAAUCUUUUACACGGCGCACCGCACAUUCAUCGAGGCUUUGCGACGACUUCACAGCUUUUAAGAUAUAGGCCGCAAAAAGUUGGAAGUUGUCAAAUUUAUCGCAGGGGAAGUUUGUUUCAGCUUAGCAUUGUAGAAAAUUGUCACAAAAUGGUGGCUCAAUUCAAAAUGGCCAACUUCUCAUUGAGCUUAAAUAACGGGACCAACUUGUUUUUAUAUCAACAUUUCAGGUCACGCAGGUCUGUACAGAAAUGGCUGUAGAUUCUAGGGGGCACUGCUGAGCUACUCAAAUAGUUUAAAAAAGGAGCAGUUAAGGGAUAUUUAUACAAAAUACAUUAAUAAGUGCAUUUUUAUGACUAAUAAAGAGUCGCUAUGCUACUAAAGUGGAUUGGAUUUUUUUGUUUUUGUUCAACGCACAGUAACUAGAGGUUUGUCGACAGGUGUUAUAAAGCUCAGCAUGUUUCUGUAUUAGAUACAUUUGGUUAUCUACGGGGCAUAUAUAUAUAUAUAUAUAUAUACAUAUAUAUAUAUAUAUACUGUAUAUGAAUAUAUAUAUACAGUAUAUAUACACAGACACACAAUGCUGCACGCUUAGUGUUUGCCCUGUGAGGUCAUUAAAGUCGGGGGUCGUGUUUUCACAUCCACACUUGGUUUGUUUCUCGGUUUUACGUUUAGCGCUGGAUUAAAGAUUUUCUUAUUUAACGUAUUUUCUUCUUCUUAUGAUUGUUAUUAUUAUUAUUAUGAUUAUUAUUAUUGUUAAGGAACAACAAUCAGAAUUUCUGCUUUUCUCAUGUCCGGUGUGGUCGUGUCGCAUGCUACUUUGCGAUUAUUACAGGGUGACACCAAAUAAUACUUGCUAUAUACUCAUAUAGACUCAUACAGUAUACACAGCUUUUCAGACCAUUUCCAGACUUUAGUUAUUUAUUCUGAUUCCCAUUAUUUCUUAGUUUAUUUGUCAUUAUUAUGAUUAUUGUCAACUGAAAUAUCUGGUGAAGACAACUUCAAUAAGUAAAUAAAUAAUGUGUGACUCCAGAAA
Solea senegalensis (Senegalese sole) is the source of this 5404-nucleotide messenger RNA. RefSeq lists its product as uncharacterized. Bases 349 to 2706 code for a protein of 785 amino acids. The transcript is spliced from 7 exons. Lineage: Eukaryota; Metazoa; Chordata; Actinopteri; Pleuronectiformes; Soleidae. The record is from RefSeq and is a predicted model, not a curated record.